AACUGUCAGCGGUUCCCAAGCAGAUGGUGCUCACUUUUCUGACGUUUUCUCGGAGGACUGAUUGAAAGAUUCUCGGCCGUCAACAGCCAUCAAAAAACAGAACGGCAGAUGGAUACCCUGUCUUAUCCAAUAUCUUGCCAUCAAAUUCAUGCGAUCACUUCAAUAUCAUCUAUUGAAUAUUAGGCAACAACAAUGGUGUCGAAGAAAGCGCUAAUAGCCCUUGCGGCGUGCCCAACGGUGGCUGCAUUUGCCUUGAUCGGUGGAAGCAGCCGUCCUCUACUGCCAACGUCAGGAAGUAGGAGCGUCUUUCGUCGUUAUUGUUCCCACUCCAACAUUAUCUCUCCCUACUAUGCCAACACUGCAUCUGCAGGUGCUUCUGCAACAACAAGCCAGCUCUUGGAAAGCAUGCUAGCUGCUUCUCAAGAGUUAGAUGAACAUCAUCAGCAAAGCAAGGAUGAAAACCAGCAACUGCAAGAUCUUUGCAAACAGUUGGAUGUUGUGAUAGAACAGCCCGAUCUUUUGCGGUUGGAAUCCACACCCGACGAUGGAGUCCGAGGUGUCUACCUGAACCAUCCAGUCGAACAGGGUGAUUUGAUUCUCAAGAUUCCCCUGAGUUCCUGUCUACGAGAUGAUAAACCACCUGACUGGUGGACACGAAUGAAGCAGGAACAGCAAGAGGACACCGAUGGUGAUGAUGAAGAUAUGGAAUAUUCCUACAAUAACCCCAGUGAUGAAUGGGCUGCACGAUUGGCAGCUUCUGUUUUGGACUUGCAAUUAAGAAAGGAGGAUACAGAACAGCAAUCAAUACUGGAGGGAAAGCAAAUGUGGCUUUCCUUUCUUCCCGAUGGCAAUUAUCUUCGAGCCUCUUUGCCCAUUCACUGGUCCGAACCGGUCUUGCAUAGUGCCCGAUGCACGGCGUUGGAAUUGGCCGUGGACAGUGCCUAUUUUGCACGUGCCGAAGCCAUUCAGCAGUUGAUGCAGGGAUUGCAAUCGUUGGACUUGGGCAAGGAUAACUCCGAGCUGGAACGAAUGUGUCAGGACGCACUGGAUGUGGUUCAGACACGAUCCUGUCGUGCGCAACAACUACAAGAUGCUGAGGACAUGGCAAGAACGACAAAUCCACCAUUACGACUCCUGGCGCCCGUCUUUGAUCUUCUCAAUCAUGGAUCGUCCAAUAGUCAGGGAGGAGGAUGUGCCAAUGCUCAAUUUGGUGUCGAAGGGGGUGAGAAUCCGUUCCUUUGCGUACGGGCCACUCGAGAUGUCAAUGCCAAUGACGAAGUACUGAUUGAUUAUGGAGAUUCGGCCAAACCAGCAUGGAAGUGUUUGUUGUCGUAUGGAUUCGUACCACGCUAUUCUAUGCAUGGAGUGGAUGAUGAUGAUGACGACGAAGACGACGAUGAUGGCAUGGACGAAGAUGUAGCUGAAAUUUACGUUGCUGGCAGGCGGUAUGAGGUAGGGCCUUCGACCAUUCCUUAUGAAAUGGUGGCAGAACUAUCCAGCGACCCAGAACCUGAAUUGACGCCGGAAAUCGCCUUGAAGUUGGCAAAGCGAAUCUCGGAGGUAUCCUUUUACUUGCUGUUGGAUGAUCAGCAAAAGAAGAAUCGGGACAGCAAUGCUGUAGAUCUUCUUGACAGUGUGGAUAACGCAGAAGAAAUCAUUGCCUUGCGGGCCGCCAGUUCCUUGAGAUGGGCACAACACAGAAUCCUGCGAGCUUGUGGCAAAGGUUUGCAAGAGUGGGCCAAUCGGUAAACCUGAACGUAUUGGGAUUUGAUGUGAUGGAGGAGAGAAUCUGGGAGAACAUGGAGACAGAGAAAGUGUGAAAGUUGCUUGCAUCAAGUGUACAUAGUCUAUAUUAGUGGCAGAAGCAGGAUCGUUAACCAAGUAGCCUAACGUCCGUGUAGUUGAUGCUUUGUUUGAUGCUGCUUAGACUAGUCAACAGGAUGACAUGCGGGAGACUGCUGCCAAUGA
This is a messenger RNA of Seminavis robusta, 1968 nucleotides long. The record is from the annotation of a GenBank genome assembly. NCBI's taxonomy places the organism in Eukaryota, Bacillariophyta, Bacillariophyceae, Naviculales, Naviculaceae.